Molecule: messenger RNA, 1059 nt
Organism: Linnemannia hyalina
Lineage: Eukaryota; Fungi; Mortierellomycota; Mortierellomycetes; Mortierellales; Mortierellaceae
Source: the annotation of a GenBank genome assembly
AUGGACCCCAGCAAAAGCAACGACACUCCAAAAGGCGCCCCACCCUCACCCAGACGCACCCCCCACCCCACCCCCACACCACCUCCUAGGAGCACCAACAAAACGAAAGGGUGCUCCCGCAAGAACCCUGUCGCGACCCGAAACAAGAACACUUACAUCGACACGGACAUGGGUACCGAUACAGAAAGCAUCACAGUCAUCCUCGCCGUCAAGAAAGCUGACAUGAAGAGACUCAGCAGCGGUAACAGGCCCUCCUUAACUCCCGGCAAAGCACGCAAGAGAAACGCCGACGUUGUCGACCAGGACCCUCUUUUUUCUACAAAGCGCCAACGAAAAACACAAGCGUUGAGUCUGAACAAAGACGCGUCCAGAACAACGACCCCAGUCGAAGGUGGCGUCGCCUAUACGAUUCCUGUCCUGGUCGUCACCAAGAAGCAAAACGACGUCCCUGAAACGGCAAUUCAGUCGUACAAGGAGGGACCAGACGAGGAUAUGGAUCUCGACGAGGACAAAGAAAGUACCGCCGCAUCCUCCUUUGAACUGUCAACUGGCGUCAACGGAUCCGACGCGACUCCUGAAGGAGAUGGGCUCGAUUCCGAGCUCCGCCAGUGGUCCGAGGAAGUCCAUGUCAAGAUUGCCAUCAUAGCUGAGGAACCGGCUAUUCCAGUUGACGAGGCUACGGCCUUAACAAAAUCCAGCAAGCCUCCUCCCCGACAUAACCCCAUUAAAGUCAAGCCCAGCGAUCCCAUCGUUAAACCAACCAAACCCGCCAAGCCACGCGUUACCACUGCCACGUCAACAAUGACCGCAGAACCUAUAGUUACCGUCACCGGCGCCAUGACAGCAGUUGAAUCCUUGGAUAUUACCACCCAAGGAACUGCUAAAGAUGUCGAUGUCUACGGCUCAACCUCGAAUCCAAUCAUCAUCGUCGUCUACGGUUCUGCCUCCAAUCCAAUUACGGUCGACAACAUUCUCACCACCGAAUUAAUAACUACAGACGAACAUACCCAAGAGAGAAACCCCUGUCCUAACAGCACUCGACAAGAAUACCUGCCUUAG